Molecule: messenger RNA, 2257 nt
Organism: Daldinia decipiens
Lineage: Eukaryota; Fungi; Ascomycota; Sordariomycetes; Xylariales; Hypoxylaceae
Product: acetyl-CoA synthetase-like protein
Exons: 6
Coding region: 267-2000 (577 amino acids)
Molecular function (GO): CoA-ligase activity
Source: RefSeq, a predicted model, not a curated record
GUUCUUCGGCAUCUAAAGUCGUAUCUAGCCACCGAUCGAAUCCCCCGAUGCUGGCCGAGGCUAGCUACACAUUUCUUUGUAAAGUCAGCCUCCCUUUGUGACACUCUCAAAGCUAGUACUUCUUUGUUUUCAAGAAACUGUAUACCCACGACCUUCCCUUAAUCUUGCAAGCUUCACCCAACUUCUUCAACACGUGGAACUUCAACACGUAGAACUUCAACACGUAGAAACGUGGUUAAGCACUCCAACGAGCAAUUUGUAGCAAGAUGGUGUUUACUCCACCGGCUUGGGUGCCUCAGUUACCCUUUGACCCCCCGGACUCAAUUCCGCUUCAUGAGUUCUGGAGCAGUGAGAAGUAUGGGAGGCAACCGCUCGCGAGGUCGCGGAAUCCCUACACCUGCGGGAUUACGGGGAAGACAUAUACGACCGCUGAGAUGACCGAGCGCUACGAGCUGCUAGCGCGAUCACUAGCAAAGCGUAUGGGCUGGAGACCGAACGAAGAGACGCCCUGGGAUAAGGUCGUUAGCGUUUUUUCUUUCAACUCGAUCGACUACAUGAUGUCUACCUUCGCGGUACACCGCCUCUCGGGCAUUGUAACGCCAGCAAAUGCUAUGUAUUCAGCAGCCGAGCUUGAACAUCAGCUCAAGUCAGCUGGUGCCAAAGCUUUAAUCACGUGCAUCCCACUACUAGAUACAGCAUUGAAGGCGACGAGAGCAUGUGGUAUCCCAGACGACAAAGUAUUCAUUAUGCGAAUACCCGGGGAAUUCAAACCUGCUCCUUUCCAGAGUCUCGAUAGCCUCAUCGACGAAGGUCGGUCUUUGGCGGAAGUCGAGCCGUUAGUCUGGGCGAAGGGGCAGGGCGCUCGACAAGUCGCGUACCUGUGCUAUUCUAGCGGCACUUCAGGUCUCCCCAAAGCCGUGAUGAUCGCACACCGAAAUGUCAUUGCGAAUGUGAUGCAGUUCCGAUGCCAUGAGGAUCCAGGUAGAAAGGCCAAAGGCAUCGAAACCCAAGUCCAGCUUGGUCUUUUACCACUAAGCCAUAUCUAUGGGCUGGUAGUAGUUGCACAGGCGGGGACGUAUCGAGGAGAUUCCGUAAUAAUCUUACCGAAGUUUGAGCUAAAGACCUUGCUGGAAACUAUCCAGAGAUACAAGAUCAAUUUUAUGCAUAUUGUCCCUCCUAUCGUCAUUCAAAUGUUGCGGAAUAUGGAGUUGUGUGCCAAAUACGACUUAUCUAGCGUCCGGAUGGUGUACACAGGGGCCGCACCGCUUGGCGCCGAAACGCACGAGGAUAUGGUGAAGGCCUUCCCGUUUCUAAAUGUCGGUCAGGGCUACGGUAUGACAGAAACAAGUACAGUUGUGACUAGCACGGGUGAGAACGACGUGAUGAUUGGGACAUCGGGAUCUCUUGCGCCCGCUUCCCGGGCUAAGUUAAUAGGCGAAGAUGGCAAGGAGAUCACGGAGUAUGAAAAGCGUGGCGAACUUUGGGUCCAGUCACCCUCAGUCACACUGGGUUAUUUGAACAACGAAAAGGCAACCGCCGAGGCUUACGUGUGGGACGACGAUGGCCGCUGGAUACGGACAGGAGAUGUGGCAGUUGUUCGGAAGUCACCAGCUGGGCACGAGCACUUUGCUGUUGUGGAUCGGUUGAAGGAGUUGAUCAAAGUCAAGGGCCAUCAAGUCGCGCCAGCAGAGCUGGAAGCUCACCUCCUCAGCCACCCGGACGUUAAUGAUUGCACGGUCAUUCCAAUACCGGACGAAGCAUCCGGAGAGGUACCGAAGGCUUUUGUCGUGAAAUCCGCCUCGGCAGCAUUGAGGCCGGAUGAAGACGUUAUCCGGGAAAUUAACAAGUGGGUUGAGGAGCACAAGGCCAGGUAUAAGUGGUUGAAGGGCGGAGUUGAAUUCGUCGAUGCGAUACCCAAGAGCCCAAGCGGGAAGAUCUUGAGGAGACUCUUGAAAGAUCGGGAAAGAGAGAAGAGAAGAGCUUUGGGGGCGAAGCUGUGAAAUGUGUUGAAUAGUACGGAUUUGACUCGCAACAUGGUUGUUAUCUUCACGGUAGAUUUUACUGAUAGAUAAAUUAUUGGAGAACCUCGCGUUUUAUUAUUAUUCAUUGAUGCUACAAAGCGAGCACUUAUACUAGGACAUUCCUAGCAUGUUCAGAUUCUGGACAAUAUAGAUGUAUCAAGAUUUAUUUCUUGCCCUUCUGCUUCAAAUAUUCUUCUUCUUCUGCUUGUAUAUUCGCAUCGAUCUUGGCGCCUUUA